CUCACCGUCUUUCCCUUAAUCCCAUUUGCCAUUGUACAUGCCCAAUCGCCUAUACUUUCCGCAUUUAACUUGGAUGACAUUUUUAUUUCAUCAUUAGCAUCAGACGCCAGACUGACUGACACGGUGGACACAGUUUGCGUUUUGACGAAAGAGCCCGGAGUGAGACAUCUCCAUGUUUAUACAUGUUGUUGUUUUUACCGCUCAAACAUUUUAUUUUAUUAUUUUUCUAGCCUAGAAGAACGGGUGUUUUGAGUCUACGCGUUAAAUCAUUGAGAAGAAUAAAACAGGGACUCCUCGCAGUCAGGAUAUCGACUGCGUGUAAGUCAGCCGUGCUUUUUUUUCUCUUUUAAUUCCUGCUUCCGUGGUCCUCUGCGUUCAGACCACAAACACAGCGAUGCCAGAGACAACGCAAGAGACGUGCGCUUCGGCCAAGGACUCUCCUUUCUUCAUUAAGAACCUGCUUAACUGUGAUAGCAAACCGUCCAAACCCAAGCCCGUACUGGCUGUCACCAAGGCGGCCUUGGAGGGAGGAUUUUCCCUUUCCCAGCUCGGGGACUUCAACUUUCCUCGCUUUGACCUGCCCGCACAGAGGUUCAGUCUACCGGCUCACUACUUGGAGCGCACCUCGGCGUGGUGGUACCCUUACGCCCUCAGCUCAUCCGCCCACCUACACAGAGCCGAAGUCAUCAACAAACUAGCAGCCAGAGACUCCUCUCCAACCUCGGGCACGGACAGAGACUCGCCGGACCUGGUUCUCAAAUCCGAGCCAGACGUCAAAGACGACGACGAGGACGAUGAGCACAACAACAACAAAAGUGGCGACGAGAUUAUCCUGGAGGAGAGCGACACGGAAGAAGCCAAAAAAGACGACCUGGAGGAGUGGAAGAAGAGGGACGACGACAAGAAGCCGUGCCGCAAGAAGAAGACGCGCACGGUUUUUUCCCGGAGCCAGGUUUUCCAGCUAGAGUCCACCUUCGACAUGAAGCGGUACCUGAGCAGCUCGGAGCGCGCCGGCCUGGCCGCGUCUCUGCACCUGACGGAGACUCAGGUGAAGAUCUGGUUCCAGAACAGGAGGAACAAGUGGAAAAGGCAGCUGGCCGCGGAGCUGGAGGCCGCCAACCUGAGCCACGCCGCGGCGCAGAGGAUAGUCCGGGUACCCAUCCUCUACCACGAGAACUCGAUCUCAGAUAACGGAAGCAUCGGUGCCAACGUGCCCGUGAGCCAGCCGCUGCUCACCUUCCCGCACCCGGGAGUCUACUACUCCCAUCCCAUCGUCACAUCCGUGCCGCUGCUCAGACCGGUUUGAAAAUAUUUGAGUCUUGCGGCACAAAUUGGUGUGGAUUUUCAAAAUCAUCUGAAAAGUAAAAAAAAAAAAAAAAGACUUAAUAUUUUUGUACAAGUGACUGAAUGAAGAAAAAAAAGAAAAUAAAGAGACACACUGUCAG
Messenger RNA from Cottoperca gobio, 1445 nucleotides. It is a transcript of the gene hmx3a, whose product is annotated as H6 family homeobox 3a. Lineage: Eukaryota; Metazoa; Chordata; Actinopteri; Perciformes; Bovichtidae. Gene Ontology annotation, cellular component: nucleus. Bases 395 to 1306 code for a protein of 303 amino acids. The record is from RefSeq and is a predicted model, not a curated record. The transcript is spliced from 2 exons. Gene Ontology annotation, molecular function: RNA polymerase II transcription regulatory region sequence-specific DNA binding; DNA-binding transcription factor activity, RNA polymerase II-specific. Gene Ontology annotation, biological process: regulation of transcription by RNA polymerase II.